Neomonachus schauinslandi (Hawaiian monk seal) is the source of this 510-nucleotide messenger RNA. It is a transcript of the gene IL25, whose product is annotated as interleukin 25. Gene Ontology annotation, molecular function: cytokine activity. The record is from RefSeq and is a predicted model, not a curated record. Lineage: Eukaryota; Metazoa; Chordata; Mammalia; Carnivora; Phocidae. The transcript is spliced from 3 exons. Gene Ontology annotation, cellular component: extracellular region. The coding region runs from base 1 to 510 and encodes 169 amino acids.
AUGAACCAGGUGAUCGUGUUCUUGGUAAUGGCCAUGGGAACCCACAGCCUCAAUUUUCGGAUCCGGAAGGACUGCACCCACUGGCCCAGAUGCUGCCCCAGCAAAAGGCAGGACCCCGCUCAUGAGUCUCUGAAGGGGAACACUGUGCUCAAGCUCCCCCAAGAGGCCACUAGCCUCACCCACCACCCAGAAUCCUGCAGGGCCAGUGAAGACGGACCCCUCAACAGCAGGUCUAUCUCCCCCUGGAGAUAUGAGUUGGACAGGGACUUGAACCGGCUGCCCCAGGACCUGUACCACGCCCGCUGCCUGUGUCCACACUGUGUCAGCCUACAGACGGGCUCCCACAUGGACCCCCUGGGCAACUCGGAGUUGCUCUAUCACAACCAGACCGUCUUCUACCGGCGGCCGUGCCCUGGCGAGCAGGGUGCCCGUGAGGGCUACUGCCUGGAACAGAGGCUCUACCGUGUCUCCUUGGCUUGUGUGUGUGUGCGGCCGCGAGUGACGGCCUAG